Messenger RNA from Sinocyclocheilus grahami, 3387 nucleotides. Its product is annotated as casein kinase I-like. The coding region runs from base 841 to 2127 and encodes 428 amino acids. The transcript has 11 exons. Lineage: Eukaryota; Metazoa; Chordata; Actinopteri; Cypriniformes; Cyprinidae. Gene Ontology annotation, molecular function: protein serine/threonine kinase activity; ATP binding. Gene Ontology annotation, biological process: protein phosphorylation. The record is from RefSeq and is a predicted model, not a curated record.
UAAUGCAUAAUACAUAAUACAUUGUCAGUAUUGUAAAAGCGGUCGACAGCAGUUUCUACGGCAUCCGGUUCAGUUUCUCACGUAGCUUUACGUUGAAUGAAACUGCGCAUUAUAUUUUCCGAAGAGCGCGGAAUUUUAUGACCAGGUAUUCUCCAAACACUACUACGCAAGAUUUGUAACUUAGCCCUAGUAAUGUGAUCAACGACAACGGAGGAAACGCGCCAGCUGUACGGAGAGGCUUAAAUGGAUAUCAGAGUAGAGGGAGAAAAAAUGAUAAUGGCUUCAAGAAAUGGACAUUAAAACCGACAAAAUGGGAACUGUCAUCGAUUUAUAAUACAGAGAUAUAUUCGAAAGUGUUAAGGUUCUGAUGUGCCACCAGUUUCCUCUCGACACAAACUUUGAUAUGCUCUGCCUUCAUACUUCGACACAAGGAAUGCCUUACACAUCUCUGCAAAACCACCUGGAGGGGACACAAAGAAUGGAAACCAAUGCCAGACACCGCUUCAGUUUUACCAGCUAGGGACGUGUGCAUUUGUCCUUCUCCAGAGGAACGUACUCCUCUAUGGUUGGAUUUAAGGAAUAUUCCAUAUGAUGUCUUUGCGCUGAAUCAUAUCGCCCUUGGAUUGUCUGCUAUACCUUCCCCAUCUAUAAAAGCAGUUAAUGUCUAGUUUAAUCUACAUGUGUAGAGCUGUGUUGUGGAUAAACCAUUCCCUCCACUCUCUUUCUCUCUAAAUUCCUCUCCUCCAUCCCAUUCCCCGGCCCCUGUUGUUAGUUGUUUUGGUGGCUCUGUGAUUUUAUGGCAGUGGAGUAAUCGUGGAGAGGCCGGGGUAUCACAAGCUUAUGGAUUUUGAUAAGAGAGGAGGAGGAGGAAAAGGAGAGUCGGAGGAAGGAAAGAGAAUGUCUAAGACUGGUGGGAGCAGGACAGGGCAUGGGGGCAGCCGAGGCUCUGGGUCCAACUCUGGGGUGCUUAUGGUUGGCCCUAAUUUCCGAGUAGGAAAGAAGAUCGGCUGUGGGAACUUUGGCGAGCUUCGACUCGGGAAAAAUCUUUACACCAAUGAAUAUGUGGCCAUUAAACUGGGUGUUCCUCAGGUGUACUACUUUGGGCCUUGUGGGAAAUACAAUGCCAUGGUGCUGGAGCUGCUGGGCCCCAGUCUGGAGGACCUGUUUGACCUCUGCGACAGAACCUUUUCCCUCAAGACCGUCCUGAUGAUCGCAAUUCAGCUGAUCACUCGGAUGGAGUAUGUGCACACAAGAAGUCUGAUCUACAGGGAUGUUAAGCCCGAGAACUUUUUGGUGGGUCGGCCAGGGACCAAGAGGCAACAUACGAUCCACAUCAUCGACUUUGGGCUUGCCAAAGAAUACAUCGACCCUGAGACCAAAAAACACAUCCCUUACAGGGAGCACAAGAGCUUAACAGGGACCGCUCGCUACAUGAGCAUCAACACACACCUGGGGAAGGAGCAAAGCAGGCGGGACGAUUUGGAGGCGCUGGGUCAUAUGUUUAUGUACUUUCUACGAGGCAGUCUGCCCUGGCAAGGUUUAAAGGCUGACACACUGAAGGAGCGCUAUCAGAAAAUUGGAGAUACCAAAAGGGCAACCCCUAUAGAAGUGCUCUGUGAGAGUUUCCCUGAAGAAAUGGCCACCUACCUGCGCUAUGUGCGGAGACUGGAUUUCUUUGAAAAACCGGAUUACGACUACUUGAGAAAACUCUUUACAGACCUCUUUGACAGAAAUGGCUAUGUCUUUGACUAUGAAUAUGACUGGGUUGGCAAGCCGCUGCCGACUCCAAUAGGACCCAUGCCUAGUGACACACCUCUGCAGCCCAGCAGCAGAGACAAAGCACAAGCACAGACCAAAAACCAGUCUCCAGAACCUAAAGGAAGUGAGUCCCAGCCCACUCCCGUGACCAACAGGGAGCUCCUGGGGUCGCACCUCACGGCCGAUAGGCUGGGGGGCUCUGUCCAGGUUAUGAGCUCAACCAACGGAGAAGUGAAUACAGAUGAUCCCACGGCGGGACACUCCAACGCUCCCAUAACUGCUCCUGCUGAGGUAGAGGUGGCUGAUGAUACAAAGUGCUGUUGUUUUUUCAAGAGGAGGAAGAGGAAAGCGCUCCAGCGGCACAAGUGAGGAGGAACAUCUUUAAAAACGUUAAGAUCACGGGUGCGUUUAAAGUAAAAAAUAAAAGCAAAGGACUUGAGCUGAAACGUGGAGCUCCACCUCAGAACAGAAACUCACUGCCUCACUUUUGGCAUCUGCUCAGAGGACACACCUCAGUACUCUGGGCUCUGACACUCUUUGUAAGGAAACAAUUCAGUGGAACAAAUAAAUAUAUUUGUACAAUGCGGGACACCAGAAAAGACCUCAGUGGUCAGAAAUAAGAUGAUAUAUGAUAUGUGACUUAAACCCAGAUGGACUGUUUAAACUUGUAUUUUAGAUGACAUGCAAAACCAUUAUUUGAGAACUAAAAGGCAACCAGACUCACACUUACACACAGACAUCCGUUCACUUUGGCACACUGGCUGGAUGAGUGAGUGAUGUGCUCCAUGGUGUUUUUUUUUUUUUUUUAUGGGAUCAAAGUAAGUGGGGAGAGACUGCUGACUGACGUAUGGAGAAAAGUACACCGGAUUCAGAAAACCUUAUGUAAAUUCUGUCAUUCCUUUUUGUUUGUGUAAUUUAAAACAUUUUGAAGAUCUGCUCUCCCAGUUUUACUCAUGUUGUAGAAUGUGUGAACAUUUUUUAACCGCUUUUAGUGUUUCUUUAUUUUCUCUUCUUUUGCUUUUUUUACUUCCUCUUUGUCCCUGUCAGUGUCGAUGUGGAUGAUGAUGAUGAUGUUGUAGCACAGUGGCUGGUCUCAGGUACUGUGGGAGACGGAGAGAAAUGCAUUGGAUCUCUCCUCUGUGAAUUGCACUUUUGGGGGGAUAAAGCAAAGCGUUUGACAUUUCUGGCAUUGAAAUGAAUAGGAAACAGGAAAUAAAGGCAGACGUGGGAUCAUUUAUCCAGCAGGCUGGUCUCUCCCACAGGGACAAAAGUGAUUCUCUCAGUCAAAAUUGUGCAUUUUUUUGUAUUUCCCAUUAGAUUAAGUUACCUGGGAAUCAUAGUUUGUGCCUUUCCAAGUAAAACUUUUAACACUAAUGUGCCCCUCUCUAUGAUUCCUAUCCAGGUGAGGUGUCCAUGGCCCUCUCAGAUUGUUUGUUCUCUAGCGUGCACUCCAUGCCAGUCUAAUGGAGCCUGUUGGCAUUUCUCAGAUUUCUUUUCACUGUUGUAAAGUGCAUCAGCAAAGCUCCAUGAAGACGUGAGUCUGUGGGCUUAUACGCAGUAACAGAGGUUGCCUAUCAGAAUAAGGAUGUGUAUUGAUUUACAUACCUAUUAAAUGUUGCUUUUCUUCUA